ACUAACCUAAAAAUUACGAAAUUGACAGAUGUCAUGACAACAAUAGUGCCAUAAUAAAUUAAUUUUUUUUUAAGUAGAAAAAAUAUAGUCAAAAUGAACAUUAAUUAGUGAUAUUAUUAGCCGGAUAAUUAACAUCUAGAGGAAAAUUGCAAUUUCAUUAAAAAUGAAUUAAAAGUCAGAAAUUAGGAAUGAUUCGAAAUGUCAAUACCAUAACAGUUCUAUAGCUCUCUAGAAACAAUCACAAUGGUGAUUGUAACACGAUUUUCGCAAAAAUUAAAUCGCUCCUCAAUUCAUCAAAAUAAUGGCAUAAUUAUUUUAUGUUCAGUGUUAUUUUUAUGUAUUCUAAUUAUCAGCGCCUAUCAUGUCUUUCAAAUUGGAAAUAGACAACAAACAACAGUUUACCAGCCAUUGGUAUUAAACGAUUUAAAUGCAUUGCCAACGAAAAUAUUGGGCAGAGAUUUGCCCGAAGCCGAAGUAACGAAUUCUACCUGUAAUUAUUUUGGUUGUUUUAAUUUAUAUCGAUGUGGAACUCAAGGUAAUAAACUUUCGGUUUAUGUUUAUCCACCGAAAAUUUAUCUUGAUCAUGAAGAUCGUCCAGUUACAAGUCAAAUGACAAGGGAGUUUUAUCAAAUUUUAUAUGCAAUUACAACAAGUAAAUUUUACACUCCAAAUCCUCAUGAGGCUUGUAUUUUUGUUCCUUCAAUUGAUACGUUGAAUCAAAACAGAUUGAAAUUACGACAAGUCUCACAGACUCUUCAUUCUCUUGAAUUUUGGGAGAGAGGAGAAAAUCAUUUAUUAUUCAAUAUGAUAUCGGGAAGUGUUCCGGAUUUUAAAUCAGUGCUUGAUGUCUCAAUUGGAAGGGCAAUGAUCGCUGGUGCUGGAUUUUCCACUUGGACUCAUCGUCGUGGAUUCGAUAUUAGUUUACCAGUUUAUAGUCCUCUGGUAGAAAAUAUAAAACGAAAUUUCUCAAUAACGAGAAAAUGGUUAGUUAUGACUGCACAAAUUAACAUUAAUUCUGCCUUUGAGCAAGAUUUAUUAGAAAUUAAGGCUGCGCAUCCAAAGGAACUUUUAAUUCUCGGUCCAUGUUUACAUCACAAUCCAAUGAACAAUUCAAUUCGCUGUGUUGAAGAUCAAGUUUAUAAAUAUCCUGAUAUUUUGCAGAUGUCAAAUUUUUGCUUAAUAAUUCGAGGAGCUAGGCUCGGUCAAAGUGCCUUUUUGGAGUCGAUGGCUGCAGGAUGUAUUCCUGUAAUAAUUUCCGAUUUAUUAGUGAUGCCAUUUCAAGAAGUUAUCGAUUGGAAGAGAGCUGCGAUAUUUGUGAGAGAAGUUGAUAUUCUAAUGGUCGUAUCAACAUUAAAGAAAAUAUCCGAGAAGCGAAUAAUCGAAUUGAGAAAUCAAGUUUCUUGGCUUUAUAAAAAAUAUUUCGUAUCCAUGGGAAAAAUUACAGAAACCACAUUGGAAAUUCUUUCCGAUCGUGUAUUUCCACAUCUUGCGAGAGAUUAUAAUUUUUGGAAUGUUCCCAAACAUUUGAACAAUAAGUCACCAUUAUUUUUGCCCGUUACGGCGCCGAAAAUUCGUGGUUUCACUGCUGUUAUUUUGACAUAUGACAGAUUGGAACUUCUCUUUUCGUUAAUUAAUAAACUCGUCAAGGUGCCGAGUCUGUCAAAAGUUCUUGUCAUUUGGAAUAAUCAAAACAAAGAUCCUCCGCCUUCUUCAGCUUGGCCGAAACUUUUGAAACCAUUAAAAGUGAUUCGCACAAAGGAGAAUAAAUUAUCGAAUCGAUUUUAUCCGUACGAUGAAAUUGAAACUGAGGCUAUUUUAUCAAUUGACGAUGAUAUUAUUAUGUUGACCGCCGAUGAGGUUGAAUUUGCUUUUGAGGUUUGGCGAGAAUUUCCCGAUAGAAUUGUUGGAUUUCCAUCUCGAACGCACACGUCGGAUAAUGUGACUGGAUGCUGGAAAUACGAGAGUGAAUGGACCAAUAAAAUUUCCAUGGUUUUGACCGGAGCUGCAUUUUAUCACAAGUACUGGAGUUACUUGUACACAACGGCAAUGCCAGGCGACAUUAAAGAAUGGGUUGACGAGCAUAUGAAUUGCGAAGACAUUGCCAUGAAUUUUCUGAUCUCAAAUAUUACCGGAAAAGCUCCCAUUAAGGUGACACCAAAGAAAAAAUUUCGAUGUCCCGAGUGCACGAAUACGGAAAUGCUUUCAGCGGAUUUAACCCACAUGGUCGAGAGGACACAAUGUAUCAACAGAUUUUCUAAAAUUUAUGGCUCAAUGCCACUAAAAUCAAUUGAAUUUCGAGCUGAUCCGGUACUCUUUAAGGAUGUCUUUCCCGAAAAAUUGAAAAGAUUCAAUGACAUUGGAAGUCUCUAAACAAAAAAAAAAAAAAAACAAAACUAAAAUCUCAUUUCCAAAUAUUUACUUUUGCAAUUAUUUUUUCUACUUUUUAUAAAAAAAAUAAUAAUAAUUUAUUAUUCACUUUAUAUUUUUUUAUCAUUGUUUAUUAAAACAGUUUAAUGUGUAUUAUAAUUUACUAACAUUAAAUUGUAAAUUAAUAUCAAAUAAAUAUUUUCUAUUGUUGUUAAUGUUAA
Leptopilina heterotoma is the source of this 2588-nucleotide messenger RNA. It is a transcript of the gene sotv, whose product is annotated as exostosin-2. The record is from RefSeq and is a predicted model, not a curated record. Bases 244 to 2370 code for a protein of 708 amino acids. The transcript has 11 exons. Lineage: Eukaryota; Metazoa; Arthropoda; Insecta; Hymenoptera; Figitidae. Gene Ontology annotation, cellular component: membrane. Gene Ontology annotation, molecular function: glycosyltransferase activity.